AUGAGGCGAGUUCAUCACAUUCCAAGACCUGCCACCAAAGAGGCGGAGCGGAAAUGGCUCUUGGAACAAAUGGCCGGCGCAUUUCGCAUCUUCGCGAAGUUAGGAUACGCGGACGGAGGAAGUGGGCAUAUUAGCCUGAGAGACCCCGUCGAGCCCACUACAUUCUGGAUCAAUCCUUAUGGAGAACACUUUGCCCUGCUCCGAGUCUCGGAUAUGGUCCGCGUUGACGAGCGUGGAAAUCGAGUGGGGGGAGCCAAUAAACAGAUCAACACUGCAGGAUUCAUUAUUCACUCGAUUAUCCAUCAACGGCGGCCAGACCUCCAUGCGGCAUGCCAUAUGCACAGCCCAUAUGGCCGGGCAUGGAGUACUUUUGGUAAGGGAAUUGACAUGCUGAACCAAGACUCCUGUAUGUUUUACAACGAUCUCUCGGUCUACUCAGGCUUUGGCGGCGUGGUCCUGUCUCACGAGGAAGGACACCAGAUUGCCAACGCUUUGGGACCUACGAAUAAGAAUAUCAUUUUACAGAACCAUGGGCUAUUGACUGCAGGUGGCACCGUUGCCGAAGCAGCUGGAUUCUUUAUCGCACUUGAGCGAGCAUGUCAAUCACAGCUUCUAGUGGAGUCUGCGAUUGCCCAGACUACCAUAGCCGGUGGGAAUGGCGGACUCACCAAGAGGGUUGUUGAUGAGAGAGCGGCUGCACAUACGAAAAAUGGCACAGGGACGCCCGAGGUAAUGUAUAUGCAAUUCAAACCGGAAUAUGACCUGAUUCUGAAGGAGACUGGUGGUGAUUUUCUGGUUUGA
This is a messenger RNA of Talaromyces proteolyticus, 801 nucleotides long. Its product is annotated as putative aldolase. Bases 1 to 801 code for a protein of 266 amino acids. NCBI's taxonomy places the organism in Eukaryota, Fungi, Ascomycota, Eurotiomycetes, Eurotiales, Trichocomaceae. Gene Ontology annotation, molecular function: actin filament binding. The transcript is spliced from 3 exons. The record is from RefSeq and is a predicted model, not a curated record. Gene Ontology annotation, cellular component: cytoskeleton.